GGAGGGGGCCACAGAACGUCCGAGGAGCCCUCGGCCUGGAGUGUGGGCGAGUGGUCCUUCCCCUCCCCUCCCCAGCGGGACAAAGACCCGGCCUUCCCCAUUCUUCCUGCCAUCGGCAGGCUCACUUGGUGGCAGAGGGGCCGCGGGGGCCGCGGAGAGACGCCCCCCUCCGCAACCCCCGUCCUCGGUGCGCCUCCCACUCCUCCGGACCCGGUGGCACAACUCUGGUGCCAGGAUGACCGAGCGCUUCGACUGCCACCACUGCGAGGACUCCCUCUUCGGCAGGAAGUACAUCCUGCGGGAGGAGCGGCCCUACUGCGUGGCCUGCUUCGAGGCCCUCUUCGCCAGCACAUGCGAGGAGUGCGGGAAGCUGAUUGGCUGCGACUGCAAGGACUUGUCCUACAAGGACCGACACUGGCACGAGGCCUGUUUCCACUGCUCGCGGUGCAGGGGGUCCCUUGUGGACAAGCCGUUUGCUGCCAAGGAGGACCAGCUGCUCUGCACCGACUGCUACUCGCAGGAGUACUCGUCCCGCUGCCAGGAGUGCAAGAAGAGCAUCAUGCCAGGCACCCGUAAGAUGGAGUACAAGGGUAGCAGCUGGCAUGAGACCUGCUUCAUCUGCCGCCGCUGCCAGCAGCCCAUCGGGACCAAGAGCUUCAUCCCGAAGGACGGCCAGAGCUUCUGCGUGCCCUGCUAUGAAAGGCAGUAUGCCUUGCAGUGCGUUCAGUGCAAAAAGCCCAUCACCAGCGGGGGCGUCACGUACCGGGAGCAGCCCUGGCACCGCGAGUGCUUCGUGUGCACCGCCUGCAAGAAGCCUCUGUCCGGCCAGCGCUUCACGUCCCGCGACGAGUUCGCCUACUGCCUGGGCUGCUUCUGCGACCUGUACGCCAAGAAGUGCGCCGGCUGCGCCAGCCCCAUCAGCGGACUGGGCGGCACGAAGUACAUCUCCUUCGAGGAGCGGCAGUGGCACAACGACUGCUUUAACUGCAAGAAGUGCUCGCUGUCGCUGGUGGGGCGAGGCUUCCUCACGGAGAGGGACGACAUCCUGUGCCCUGACUGCGGGAAGGACAUCUGAGCCCCUCCCCGACCCCCCUGCAGCCCCCCCAAGCUCUGCUCACGCUGCACCUGGCUCCACCAGCCACCUGGGGACUUGCUCCGCGCUGCUCAGCGCUACUCACGUCUGUUUAAACCCUUCAUCUACCCUUUGCGCUCA
This is a messenger RNA of Lagenorhynchus albirostris (white-beaked dolphin), 1213 nucleotides long. RefSeq names its product four and a half LIM domains 2 (gene FHL2). NCBI's taxonomy places the organism in Eukaryota, Metazoa, Chordata, Mammalia, Artiodactyla, Delphinidae. The transcript has 6 exons. Gene Ontology annotation, cellular component: Z disc; nucleus. Bases 236 to 1075 code for a protein of 279 amino acids. Gene Ontology annotation, biological process: negative regulation of transcription by RNA polymerase II; negative regulation of calcineurin-NFAT signaling cascade. The record is from RefSeq and is a predicted model, not a curated record. Gene Ontology annotation, molecular function: transcription coregulator activity; transcription factor binding.